Prunus armeniaca (apricot) is the source of this 345-nucleotide messenger RNA. Lineage: Eukaryota; Viridiplantae; Streptophyta; Magnoliopsida; Rosales; Rosaceae. The record is from the annotation of a GenBank genome assembly.
AUGUUGAAUGAUUUGGAGAAACAUUAUUUGCCGAUUUGGCUAUCCACAAUCACUAGUUAUCGACAAUGGCUCGCAAUUCAUUGGCAAACAGAUGACCGCCUUCUUUACAAAAUGUGGCAUCAAGCAGCACAAUUCAUCAGCAAGAAGUGUGCAGUUCUCCACAAAACGUCCUCCAAGACCAUCACUUGUACACGUCUUUGCCCUAAGCAGCGUACUCUGGAAGACGUAGGGCAUAAAGCAUCCUCCGAGAGAAUCGCUCAUAAGCCGAAUCCUCAGGGAGAUGCACAGAGUAACAACAUGCCAUACACACAUUUGCCCCUAAGCCACGCAUUCCAAGAUACGUAG